AUGCAUAAUAGUUUAGAUUUUAAAGCAAUUAGUCAAUUUUUUAGAAAACAAGCACAUAAUUUAGAUAAAAUUUGGAAUCAAUAUAGCAAUCUAAAAGCAAUUCAAAUCUGUAAUCAUCUUAUUACUAGUGAUGAUAUAUAUAAUAUAUGGAAAGAAGUAAUUAAAGAAGAUCAAAUUUUGCAUAAAAUUGAAGAA
This is a messenger RNA of Cetraspora pellucida, 195 nucleotides long. Lineage: Eukaryota; Fungi; Glomeromycota; Glomeromycetes; Diversisporales; Gigasporaceae. The record is from the annotation of a GenBank genome assembly.